Canariomyces notabilis is the source of this 2108-nucleotide messenger RNA. RefSeq names its product cytochrome P450. The transcript has 3 exons. NCBI's taxonomy places the organism in Eukaryota, Fungi, Ascomycota, Sordariomycetes, Sordariales, Chaetomiaceae. Gene Ontology annotation, molecular function: monooxygenase activity; iron ion binding; heme binding. The record is from RefSeq and is a predicted model, not a curated record. The coding region runs from base 244 to 1881 and encodes 545 amino acids.
GUGCAAGACAAAAGACCUUAAAUCAACCCCGGCCGAGAUGCAAGUAAUCACGCUAUGCGUGUCAGCAACCUGGAUCCUGUUUCACUUGUCAGAAACCUAACGUAGUAGGCCACCUUGUCUAUUGACGACACGAACGUCCAAAUAUGAGAGCCAGAAGUGCGGCAAGACAAAUGGCUCGGCACACUUGCUAAGAAGUUCCGUUGCUACUGUACGUACGGAGUACCUUGAUCGCUCACAUCGGCCAUGGGCAAUGAACACAUAAGCGCCCGACUCCUCGAGUCGCUGACUCCAGGUGCUAUCGCUGCCCUCAUCUUUGCCAUAACAGUUGGCUGCUUCAUUGUCGACUUCGCGUCGAAGCCCCGCUACCCAAAAUCGCUGCCUAGGGUAGGGUUUGGUGAUGGCCUCCUAGGCGGCCUCAAGAACCUGCUUUACUUCACCGUACGCUACAACACAUGGAUGGCUGAGGGUUAUAAAAAGUACUCAAAGCAUGGCCGCUCUUUUGUUGUGCCGUCGGCCCCCAGCCGCCCACAGGAAAUUGUCGUGCCGCGAUCCCAGGCGGCUUGGAUGCUCGAACUCCCAGACCGGAUGUUGUCCACCAAGGAAGCGCAUAGGGACGCCCUACACAAUGACUACCAGUUCUUUGGCACCGACGACCAGUUCCCGAUACAGACCAUCCACAAGCACCUGGCCCGCAAUCUCGUUGGCCUUAUUCCCGGCUUGCAGGACGAAGUGCACGGCGCGAUAGAUGACACUUUCGGGGUGGACACGGAUCAUUGGAAGUCACUGAACCUCUGGGAAGCAUGGCUCGGCAUUGUUCCCCGUGUGACCAACCGGAUGCUGGUCGGUGCCCCGUUGUGUCGAGAUCAGGGUUUCCUCGACAGCCAAGUCGCCUUUGCCGACGACGUCUUCCGCAACAGCUUCAUCCUGGCCAUGUUCCCCCGCGUUUUCCAGCCCCUUGUUGCGCCCAUGUUCGUCCUUCCCAACUGGUGGCACUGGCGCAAGUCGUACCUCAAAUCCAAGCCGCUGAUCGAGCAACGUCUGUACGAUAUGGCCCGAAAAGCCUCGGGCGACCCCGCCUACGACGACUGGCAGCCACCAGAAGAAAUGCUAACCUGGCUGAUACGCCAGGCAAAGGCGGACGGCCUGGGCCACGAACUCAACCCCGAACUACUCUCGAAGCGGCUGCUUCCCAUACAGUUCGCGGCCAUCCACACCACCGUCAUGACUGGUUUCAACCUGUUCCUUGACCUCCUGUCGUCGGACCCCUCGCUUGGCUGUCUCGACGCGAUUCGUGAGGAGACUUCGCGCGUCUUGGGCGAGGACAACGGCGCCUGGACAAAACAGGGGCUGGCCCGCCUCCACCGCACCGACAGCGCCAUCAAGGAGAGCAUGCGCCUCAGCAAUUUCGCCCAGGGCCUUACCCACCGCAAGGUCGUUGCUCCGGAGGGCGUCACCAACCCCGCCGAGGGGUGGCAUGCACCGUACGGCGCCCUCCUGAUGCUCGACAUGGGCGGGACACACCACGACCCGGAGCUGUACGAGAACCCGGACCACUACGACCCCUGGCGCUUCUCGCGCGUGCGCCAGGCCUACGAGGCGCGGCCGGCCGAGGACAGGCGGGAUCCGGACGAGGCCGUGGAGAUGAAGAGGCUGGGUAUGGUGACGACGAGUGCCGAGUUUCUUCCUUUUAGCCAUGGGCGGCAUGCUUGCCCCGGCCGGUUCUUUGUGGCGCACGAGCUCAAGAUGAUUUUGGCUUACUUGCUACAAAACUAUGACAUCAAGCCUUUGCCCGAGCGGCCGAAGGGCUUUUGGUUUGGGGGUAACAUAUUGCCGCCAGUGCAGGUUAGAAUUGAGGUCAGGAGACGAAAAGGCACGAUUUGAGGUGCUGUCAUGGCGUGUUAUUGGUCGUUGAAUCUGGCUGCGCCGGUCGGCGAGUGAGCAUGUCGGCUUGACGCUUUCCUCUCUUGGUGCUGGCACCGCUGCUAUAAACGGAACAUAUACGCAACGCCGCUUACAAGACGGGGCUGCUUGCAAUUCAUGAAGCUUAUGAUUUUGCAUGAUUAAUUUGGAUAAUUCAGUUCAGAUACCGAGAAGAUCCUGACAGUGUU